GACAGCUCUUUUUGAUUGAUUGUUAUUUGUUAUGUACUUUGCUCACAUCGUAAACAUCGAAACCCCCCACAAACCCCAAAUUAUAAAAUAAAAUAAAUACAACACAAAAAUAGCACACAGAGUUUAGCCCCCAUUUUGGUUUUGGAUCCUCAGAUUUCUCAUAUACUUAUCUCAUCGAUCUCGCCGCCCACAUUUCCCAUUUAAACAACACACCCAUCACCAACUCACCAAAACCAAACCCAAAACCAAAAAGCACUGAUACAAAGUAAAAAUGGCGUCGUCUACGGUGCCCUGUCCAAAGACCCUUUUGCUGCGACAUUCCAAUUCCACUAACCACACCCAGCCUAGACCCAAGCAGUCCUUGAAGCUGGUUUCUUUUCACCGUGGGUCGACUCCCAGACCCUCUUUGCUUUUCGGAUCUUCGCUUCCUGACCCGAUCCCUAAUUUGAAGCAAUCCACUGUCUGGAAGGUCUGCGCACAGCUUAAUGAGGUAACUGCCAAGAAAUCUUCAAAUUCUGCACCCAUACCUUCCACGCAGCCUGGAGUUGUAUCGUCAGAAGGGAGAGAUGAGUCAUCGCAUCCUGUACCAGACCCUAGUUCAGAUGUAUCAUCAAUCUCAGCAUUCAUGUCUCAAGUAUCAGACCUUGUCAAACUUGUGGAUUCAAGAGAUAUUUCAGAGCUGCAACUGAAGCAAAUGGACUGUGAGCUCAUAAUUAGAAAGAAGGAAGCUUUGCAGCAGGCAGCACCAUCUGCCCCUGUUGCUAGUAUGCCACCACAUCUAACCUAUGCGACGCUUCCAUCUCCACCACCACCAGCCACGGCAGCUGCUCCUGCAAGCCCUCCUCCUUCUGCACCAGCACCUGCCUUACCCGCACCUGCAAAGGCAAGCGCUUCAUCUCAUCCACCACUGAAAUGCCCCAUGGCUGGAACCUUCUAUCGCAGUCCUGCACCUGGUGAACCACCAUUUGUCAAGGUUGGAGAUAAAGUCCAAAAAGGUCAGGCCAUCUGCAUAGUUGAGGCCAUGAAACUAAUGAAUGAAAUUGAGGCUGAUCAGUCUGGAACAAUAGCCGAGAUUCUUAUGGAGGACGGGAAACCAGUUAGCAUAGACACGCCUCUUUUUGUCAUUGUACCUUGAGUUACUAGGCGCAAGGCCCUUUCUCAAACUUGGUGGCAAAUCACUCUUUUCAGUGUAAUAUUCAUUGAAUUUUCCCAUUUAGUAAUGCUUCUAUUACACCGUAAUUUUAAUUUAAUAAUGGUCUUAUACUCCUUGUGUGAUUUAUAAAACAAGGGAAAAGCUCUAGAUUGUAAGAGGAUUGAUACUGGGCCAUCGCUUCUGCCUAAUUUUAGACAGCUUUGGCAAGUGUUUUAUAAAGUUUGUUGUUUCUUGCAUUUUUGAAA
This is a messenger RNA of Quercus lobata, 1398 nucleotides long. Its product is annotated as biotin carboxyl carrier protein of acetyl-CoA carboxylase 2, chloroplastic. Bases 272 to 1135 code for a protein of 287 amino acids. Lineage: Eukaryota; Viridiplantae; Streptophyta; Magnoliopsida; Fagales; Fagaceae. The record is from RefSeq and is a predicted model, not a curated record. Gene Ontology annotation, biological process: fatty acid biosynthetic process. The transcript is spliced from 7 exons. Gene Ontology annotation, cellular component: chloroplast; acetyl-CoA carboxylase complex. Gene Ontology annotation, molecular function: acetyl-CoA carboxylase activity.